AUGUCGAAAACGGGGCGAACGAGCCUGCACAGGCUCUCUUUCCUCGUCCGCAAGAACACUGCCAAAGACCAGCCCCCUUCCUCCUCUUAUUCUUCUUCUUCUGAGGAGGCCGCCCCAACCGUCUCAUCGAGCUUCCUCACCCCCUCACCUGCCUCUUACUCGGCGCCCAGCCCUUCAUCCUCCUCCUCCUCAUCUUCUCCAGCAGCGCCGCCGUCCAACAAAGGCAGCACUACUACUCCGCAGAAGGCCGCGCCGGGCUGGCGAAGGUCGAUUGGGGGGUUUGUUGGCGCCUGGGUCCCGGACGAGGCGGUGGAGGAGGGAGGAAGCGGACUGGGGAGCGAGUACGAGGAAGAGGAGGGAUGGCGAGUGCUGCGCGAAGAAAGAGACGAGCUGCAGACCCAGCUGGAGUCCCUGCUUGAUAUCGACGCCGCCCAGCGAGGCCUACUCCGGCGGCUUCUCGACCAGCUAACGCGACGCGACGGCAAGGGCGAGGCAUCAGCAGCCGCGGACCCCUCCACCGACGAAGUGACGAGCUUGCAGCGGCUGGUGGAGGACAGCGCGGAGGCAUCGCUCGUGGUGCACCUGCGGCACGAGAAUCUGCUCCUACGGCAGAAGCUCGCGGCUCGGGACGGUGGUAAGGUAGGAGGCGACAGCGGCGGUAUGCCAGCGACGUCGGCCGAAGUGGUGGAGGGAGGCACCACUCUGAAAGAGAAGCAGCGGAAAGGAAAGGACAAAGCACGAUCGCGCACGGCCUCGACGGUGUUCCUCGACUGGCCCCGGCGGCGCGGGAGCAGCGAAGCGUCCGAUGCGGAAGAGCAGCAGCAGCAGCAGCAGCAGCAGGCGAGAGACGAAAGCGAGACGGUGCCGAGCGACGCUAAGAAGAACGACAGGCGCUCUCGGACUCUUUCGUUCCUCUCGAAGAGCUCCAAGUCCUUGGACGCCCGCAGCGAAGCCAACGGCGCACCGCUCAAAGGCACCGCAGAUUCGGCCGAUGACGACGACAAGCAGUCAUCUCAAAAGGGAGGAUUGUUCAAACGGAAGGAGCGAAGGAAGACGAUCACACUCGACAGCACCACGACGCCUGUGCUGUUGUCCGCUUCUAGUGCGUCGUUUUCCGGCGCGGGAGGAGCAAGAAGAGGAGACCUCAACGGCACGAGCAACUCGAAUCCCUUCGUUCUCGCGCUCAACGACGAAGCGGCCAAGCUCAAAGCGCUCCUCACCGAGCAGGAGAACAAGUGCGCCAACCUGAACGACCAGCUGCUCCGCGCGGCUGAGCAGUUGGCGGAGAAGAAUCGCGCAAUCGCCGUCCUGAACCAGGAGAACGAUAGGCUCUCGCACUGCGUCGCGACGCUCGAACAGCAGCUCAGUCAGAUGCGGUCCGGCCUCAGCGACGCCUACCGAACGUUGCGCAAGGACUCCUCUGCCCCCGAACCGAAGAAUCUUCCGCACGACAGCAGCCACGGCGGCAACAACCGCGCCACCAUCACGGUCAAUAUCGGCAGCAGUGGAAGCACCAGCAGUUCGCCCGAAGCGGUGACUCGGAAGGGAUCAGAGGAAAGGCGGCCCCACACGGCGAGGGAAAGGAACACCUAUCGCGAACUCGAACCGACCAACAGCGCUGCGGCGGAGGAGGUCGACGUCCUUAAGGGGAACGCAGAGGCCAAGAAGCCGUCCGUUCGCAUGGUCGUGGACGCACUCGAAGUUCGGCUGAGCGAAGUCUACAACAUCAAGAAUCUGGCUACGCCGCGGACGGGCAAGGACUCUCCGUUUUCUGCGCACCUUCCCUCGCCUCGUUCCGCGAGAGGAGCCGGAGUCGCGCCGUCGGCUGGCCAAGGCAAUAAUUGGGCGGACCUCGACGAGGAGAGCCUCGCCGAUGAGAUGCCCGAAGCCUUCAUCGAAUCCGGGGAGGAGGAGGCGCUCGACUGUUUCCAGCAAGAGGAAGCCGGCCCCUUUUUCGUCGCGUCGCCGCUUCUGACGUCCGAGGGCAACAAUGAAGGCAACAACAUGAACUCAGCAAGCGUUGCCGAAAGGGAUCGGUCAACCGCGAAUAACAACGAGGUGGCGCGGCAACAAUAUCUGUGCAAAAAGCGGCUGCAAGUGAUCAAUGAGCUGCUCGCCACCGAGCGUCGCUAUGCGAGCGCGCUGAAGACCUUGAUCAAGGCACGCCUCGUCUACCUCGAGCCGUUGAACGCACGUGAGCAUGGCAUAGUGACGUGGGAGGAGAUCAACACCAUGUUCUCCAACAUUGAGGACAUUUGGACGCUCAGCAAGGCCUUCCUGGAAAAGCUGGAGCAGCGCGCGCGCAGCUGGCAGGACAAGGAAACUGACGAGGGUCACUCGGAUCCCAUCAUUUCUGACAUUCUCAUCGAAACGGACGAGCGUCGAACUAACAUCUCGCGGCCCGCGCUGAUGCACUAG
Molecule: messenger RNA, 2418 nt
Organism: Acanthamoeba castellanii str. Neff
Lineage: Eukaryota; Discosea; Longamoebia; Acanthamoebidae
Exons: 9
Coding region: 1-2418 (805 amino acids)
Molecular function (GO): guanyl-nucleotide exchange factor activity
Source: RefSeq, a predicted model, not a curated record